UGUCAGCCUUGGCCACCGACCCGGGAGCCCGACGGAGGCAGAGGACCCCCUGGCCGGGCCUGGGCCGCAUCGCCCGCUCCCCCCGGCCCCCGUGAGCCCGGGCAGAGGCCGCCGGCAUGGGGCAGGAAGAGGAGCUGCUGCGAAUCGCCAAGAAACUGGAUAAAAUGGUGUCCAGAAAGCACACGGAAGGAGCCCUGGAUCUCUUGAAGAAGUUGAAUGGCUACAAGAUGUCAAUCCAGUUACUGCAGACCACCAAGAUUGGGAUUGCCGUCAAUGGGGUCCGUAAGCACUGCCUGGAUAAGGAGGUGGUGGCGUUGGCCAAAAUUCUCAUCAAGAACUGGAAACGGCUCCUGGAUGCCCCUGAGACCCCCAAAAAGGAGAAAUCGAUGGAAAGAGAAAAAGAGAAGAAGAAAGAACAAGGGGUUGAUCUUUCUGACUGGAAACCACUGGGGGCCUUUUCCCCGCAGAGCAAAAGCCCAAGGGCAGAGCCCAAGGACAGGAGAGAUUCUUCAGAGUCCGGAUCUUCCUCCACUGUCUCCUCUCCAUCUUUCUCCUCUUCCUCCUCUUCAUCUCCUCAGAAGAGGCCAGUGGAGAGAUCUAACAGCAGCAAAGGGAAAGUGGAGACCCCAAAGACACCCACUAGCCCCUCUUCCCCUACAUUUUCUCCAUCGAACUGCUUGUUAGCCCCUUGCUACCUCACGGGAGACUCAGUCCGGGACAAGUGUGUUGAGAUGCUGUCAGCAGCCCUGAAGAUGGAUGGUGAUUACAAAGAAUAUGGAGUCAACUGUGAUAAGAUGGCCUCAGAAAUCGAAGAUCAUAUAUAUCAAGAACUGAAGGGCACAGACAUGAAAUACCGGAAUAGGGUACGCAGCCGAAUCAGUAACCUCAAGGACCCCAGGAACCCCAACUUGAGGCGGAACGUGCUUUGCGGGGCCAUCUCCACCAGCCUCAUUGCCAGGAUGACGGCCGAGGAGAUGGCCAGUGAUGAGCUGAAGGAGCUGAGGAAUGCCAUGACCCUGGAGGCCAUCCGAGAGCACCAGAUGGCCAAGACCGGGGGCACCACGACUGACCUCUUCCAAUGCAAUAAGUGCAAAAAGAAGAAUUGUACCUACAACCAGGUGCAGACGCGGAGCGCUGAUGAGCCGAUGACCACUUUUGUCUUGUGUAAUGAGUGUGGCAACCGCUGGAAGUUCUGCUGAGUGGAUGCCGGCCGGGCCUGUGGUGGAUGCAUCGAGGAAACGUGAAGAAGAAGCCAUUUGGCCCACCUGCCUGUGGCAAAGGGAGACAUGCUUGCAUAGGAGGGGAGUUUGGGGUGGUACAGGCUGAACAGAGGACCUCCCCCAGAACACAAAGCCAGCCUUGGCCUCUGGCCCCAAAGCUCUUCCUGGUGGGUUAGAGGGUAUUUUUAGUGGGAACGUCCAAACUGGAGGAGCUCUGACUGAUGCUCGGGCCUCCCCGGAUCCUGUAGUAAAGUAGAAAUACGGACUUACUUAAGGGUUCACAUAGAAUGCCAAAACUACCAGAGACAUUAGAACCAAGGCUGUCAGAAAGGAGAGGCAUUUAGAGCUAGAAAGGAGCCCAUCUGGCCCAUCCUUCCCAUUUUAUAGAUGGGAAGACUGAGGCCCCGGGGAGGAGGAAUCACCCUGCCACCUGGAGGUGGCCCAGACAGCCAGUGUCAGAAAUACUUCUAGACGCUGGCGUCCCAGACACCCACAUGGGGGGGGGGGUCUUUCCCCUGCACCAUCCUGCCUCUGGGGAUUGAACGGGCAAAGACAAGGCCACCUGAGGCCUUCCUCAAUGAUUAAUUCUUCUCCAGUUUUUCUCCACAAAAAACACCAGGCUGACAAAAGUGACAUCCCUACCUGUCCCAUCACUUCCUUUGCCUAGCAACCAGUAUAUCGUUUGAUCUAAUAAUAGGUUUGACAUAGUGCAAUAGAAAGAACACAAGCUUUGGAUUCAGGGGUUGUUGUUCAGUCAUACCCAGCUCUUGAUGACCCCAUUUGGGGUUUUCUUGGCAAAGACACUGGAGCGUUUUGCCAUUUCCUUCUCCAGCCCUUUUAUAGAUGAAGAAACUGAGGCCACCAGGG
This is a messenger RNA of Dromiciops gliroides (monito del monte), 2087 nucleotides long. RefSeq names its product transcription elongation factor A3 (gene TCEA3). Gene Ontology annotation, biological process: transcription elongation by RNA polymerase II; DNA-templated transcription. The transcript is spliced from 11 exons. Gene Ontology annotation, cellular component: nucleus. NCBI's taxonomy places the organism in Eukaryota, Metazoa, Chordata, Mammalia, Microbiotheria, Microbiotheriidae. Gene Ontology annotation, molecular function: zinc ion binding; nucleic acid binding. The record is from RefSeq and is a predicted model, not a curated record. The coding region runs from base 117 to 1199 and encodes 360 amino acids.